This is a messenger RNA of Fusarium odoratissimum NRRL 54006, 1394 nucleotides long. RefSeq lists its product as uncharacterized. The transcript is spliced from 2 exons. The record is from RefSeq and is a predicted model, not a curated record. Bases 184 to 1167 code for a protein of 327 amino acids. NCBI's taxonomy places the organism in Eukaryota, Fungi, Ascomycota, Sordariomycetes, Hypocreales, Nectriaceae.
GAAAAAAGAGACCUUGCUAUUUGUGCUUAUUUUAAGCUUGAUUGAAGUCUUUAGUGGUAGGUUGGAUUUGUAUAAGAGGGGAGCGAUACCCAUGCAUCGAACCGUCAUACUCACCAUCAUUAACACCUACACCAGUAAGCCUGACCUACACAGUCUCAUAGCCUUACCAAAAGACAACCACCAAUGAUCGGCUUCCAUCUUAGCUACCAGUGGCUUCACUACACUCGACCUUCAGGACCUCCAUCUCCAGUCCCCGAAGGUCUGGAGCGUCAUUGGGUAAACACACCCCAAGGCCGAAUCGAAGUCCUCUCCAGCACCUCAUCCAUCACCAACAAAUUUAAUGGCCCUCCUAUAGUCUUUUGCCACGGCGGCAUGGGCUGUGCAUGGGUAUGGACAGAAUAUAUGAAAUAUCUAGCAGCACGCGGUGUUCAAUGCUAUGCCGUUUCACUGCGCGGCCAUGGUGAAUCGUGGCAUCCAUCCUAUUUCCGCAUGGUCUUUGCAACGCCUCGAAGUGCUUUGGCUUCUGACCUCGUUGCGGCUAUAGAGUGGGCGCAGAUUAGGGAAAAGAGCGAGGUUAUGCUUGUCGGACAUUCCAGUGGUGGUGGUUUGAGCCAGGCUGUUCUCAGCGAUGGAUUAGCGAGUGUGAAAGCACUUGCUUUGCUGGGUGCAGUUCCAGGAUUUGGAUCAGUGGGCGUGUAUAUGAACUGGUGGAAGAUGGAUCCAUGGUUCACAAUACGACUGAUCUUCCAUCUCUGGCACUCCAACUCACCUCUGUCCCACCCCAAGCUCACCCAAAGAGCUUUCUUUGGAGACAGGUUCCCUCUCUCAGCCGUCGUCCCGUUCCAACGCCAUAUGAACCGCUAUGAGAGUUACUUGUGGCCUUUCGGCAUGAUGUACAGCUUCACGUCGCCGUCAAACAUCUUGAGUCAUAUUCGCAAUGACGGUGCGAGCGGUGAAAAGGUGCUCGUCAUGGCAGGUACUCAAGAUAAGCUCAUGACAGUUCCUGUGACGGAGAAGACGGCGACGUUUUACCGUGAGGCUGGAAACGACAAGCGAGAUGGUGUAAGACUACGAUUCGUUGAGGGAGCAGGGCAUCAUUUGCAGAAUGAUGUUCAAUGGGAAGAUGGCGCAGAGAAGUUGUUUGAGUUCUAUAAAGGCAUCGCUUAGAGGGGUAUCUCGGGACUGGCGGUGGGUGUUGACCAUAUUCGGUCGGUCAACUGUUUGUUAUUCUGCUACUUCAGAUCGGGACCCUUCCCGUAGAGCGCUCGCAACUCCAUCAUGAUAAUUCACACCAUUCGAUAUUCUAUUUCCCCGAAGCAGCGGAAACGCUUACCAUAUAAAAAUAGCCGUUCGAUAUAAUCGGUUCAAGAUCCCGAGAGAUGACCGAAUCAUCG